Molecule: messenger RNA, 4357 nt
Organism: Ahaetulla prasina
Lineage: Eukaryota; Metazoa; Chordata; Lepidosauria; Squamata; Colubridae
Gene: QDPR
Product: quinoid dihydropteridine reductase
Exons: 7
Coding region: 70-792 (240 amino acids)
Biological process (GO): tetrahydrobiopterin biosynthetic process; L-phenylalanine catabolic process
Cellular component (GO): cytoplasm
Molecular function (GO): NADH binding; 6,7-dihydropteridine reductase activity; NADPH binding
Source: RefSeq, a predicted model, not a curated record
GGCGGAGAGUUCGGGCGCCCGCCUUCCGCUUCCCUUUCACCACAAACGCUUGUCGUCGGAGCAGCGGUCAUGGCAGCGGGAGAGGCCUCCCGGGUUUUGGUAUACGGCGGUAGGGGGGCGCUGGGCUCCGCCUGCGUGCGGCACCUGCGGGCGAAGAACUGGUGGGUGCUCAGCGUUGAUUUAGCAGAAAACCAAGAGGCAAGCGCCAACGUCGUGGUGCAAAUGGGUGAUUCGUUUGUGGAACAAGCAGAGCAGGUGACAGAAGACGUUGGAAAAGUCCUGGGUGAAAAGAAAGUGGAUGCUAUCCUGUGUGUGGCUGGUGGUUGGGCUGGAGGCAGUGCCAAGGCAAAAUCUUUAUACAAAAACAGUGACCUGAUGUGGAAGCAGAGUGUUUGGACAUCAACCAUCUCUAGUCAUUUGGCUACCAAAUACCUGAAGGAAGGGGGGCUAUUGACUCUAACAGGUGCAAAAGCAGCAUUAGCUGGAACUCCAGGAAUGAUUGCAUAUGGCAUGGCCAAAGGAGCUGUCCAUCAACUCUGCCAGAGUCUCUCUGGUUCAAACAGUGGCCUCCCCGCUGGUGCUGCAGCUGUUGCGAUCCUUCCGGUUACCUUGGAUACUCCAAUGAACAGGAAAUCCAUGCCAGAGGCUGACUUCAGUUCCUGGACGCCACUAGAGUUCAUUGCAGGAAUUUUUUAUGACUGGAUCAUCGGUAAAAACCGGCCAGACUCUGGAAGUUUGAUUGAAGUGGUAACAACUGGAGGAAAAUCUGAAUUUUCACUGGCCCACCUCUGACCCAAGAGUGGCAUUUGUGCAAAUAGGGGUGAAAUCAUAAAGAUAGAAAAUUUGUCUAGUGUAUUUGAUCACCUUCUGUUCCUGCCCAUUAUCUGGCCUUAUUUGGAACCAGAUCUGCAGUUGUGUUUGUCUUGCUAAAUGUGACUUAAUUACCCAAAGGUGCAAGGCAUCUUGCAUUUAAUCAGAGAAAUGAGUUUCAAAAUGGAUUAAUAGCUUAAUUUUGCAGAGUGAAAACUAGGGAGGGAGAACAAGUGGCUCAUGUGGCAGAUCCCACAACUUACAUAUUUGCAUCUGAUCUUGGUGUAGAAGUACAGAAGAAUGAGGCUUUCAUUGGGACAUCCCUGCCCUCAUUUAUAGGUGAGGAUGCUGUGAAUGGAAAAUUGUCUUCUUGUAGAAUACUUGUAUUUCGGUGAAUGGCCAUCUUGAAUGUUACCCAGGUAGAUGUUGUGCUUAGUUGUCACAUAUUAUCAUACUUUUUCGAGUAUAAGACACAAACACACACACACACCCAAAGUGGAUGAAAAUUGUGGCGCAUCUUAUACACCAAAUGUUGCUGAAGCUGACCAGGCUGUUUGCUGCAAAGACGCUAGCCAGAUGGAUAUGGAUGGAUGCUGGUAGGCAGAGAUAGAGAUUUUUUUUUCUUCUUUUCCUCCCCCAAAACUAAUGUGCAUCUUAUACUCCAAAGUAUCUUAUACUGCGAAUAAUAUGGUAAUUCUGACCAAAGAUGCAAUAUUGUUACUGUCUUUGAAUAAUUAUGAUUAUGUCAUGAGGUUCCACAAAGACCAAGAACAAAACAAGAAUAUGUAUUCUACCUUCCCACUUCACAAAAAAUGCCCUAAAUACAACCUAGAGAAUGUGAGUGCUGUCACUUAAUUCUUCAUUCCUAAAUACUUUCUGAAGUUUCUUUACAAAUGCAGAAAGAAGGGGAUAUUUAGAAGAGCCCAUUUAACAUGGACAUUAUUGUUGCUGUCAUUUGUCUUAAAAGCAAUGAAAAAUUGUCAGUGCAGAGUGCCAGUUCUCAGGGCUGGUAUAUCUGGCAUAUUCCUGCUAUCAUGUGCAUAAAGAAGGCUGUUGACAUUAUUUUUUCUUGGGAGAGUAAUCCUUCAGAUGAAUUCUUCAAGCCACACCAGUGAUGUUGCUACGUUGUAGCUAAGGGUUUUUAAGUCUACAUGUUCCCUACCAUUUUUUAUUCAGGGCAGAAGGAAUAGAAGGGAAUAGAAAAUAGAAUAGAAAAUAGAAUAACAGAGUUGGAAGGGACCUUGAAGGUCUUCUAGUCCAACCCCCUGCUUAGGCAGGAAACCCUAUACCAUUUCAGACAAAUGGUUAUCAAAUUUCUUCUUAAAAAUUUUCAGUGUUGGAGCAUUUACAACUUCUGGAGGCAAAUUGUUCCACUGAUUAAUUGUUCUAACUGUCAGAAAAUUUCUCCUUAGUUCUCCUAAAUUGCUUCUCUCCUUGAUUAGUUUCCAUGCAUUGCUUCUUGUUCUACCCUCAGGUGUUUUGCAGUAUAGCCUGACUCCCUCUUCUUUAUGACAGCCCCUGAGAUACUGGAACACUGCUAUCAUGUCACCCUAGUCCUUCUUUUCCUCAAACUAGACAUACCCAGUUCUAGCAAUCGUUCUCUAUAUGUUUUAGCCUCCAGUCCCCUAAUCAUCUUUGUUGCUCUUCUCUACACUCCUUCUAGAGUCUCAACAUCUUUUUUAUAUCGUGGCGACCAAAACUGGAUGCAGUAUUCCAAGUGUGGCCUUACCAAGGCAUUAUAGUGGUAUUGACAGUUCACAUGAUCUUGAUUCUAUCCCUCUGUUUAUGCAGCCUAGAACUGUGUUAACUUUUUUGGUGGCUGCAGCACACUGUUGGCUCAUAUUUAAAUGAUUCUCCACUAGGAUUCCAAGAUCUCGCUCACAGUUACUAUUAUUGAGUGAGGUACCACAUAUACUGUGCCUGUGCAUUUUGUUUUUCUUGCCUAAAUGUAGAACCUUGCUUUUUUCACCAUUGAAUUUCAUUUUGUUAUAUAGCAUCCAAUGUUCUAGUCUGUCAAGAUCCUUCGGUAUCCUAAGCCUAUCUUCUGGAGUGUUGGCUAUUCCUGCUAGCUUGAAAUGUGCAAAUUUGAUGAGUUCCCCAUCUUUCCCCUCGUCCAAAUCAUUGAAGAUAUUGAAGAGUACUGGGCCUAAAACAGAGCCUUUCACCCAUGUAAGUGCAGAGGCCUGGUAAUAUAACUCCCAAUCUGGCAGCCUAACCCCCCCCCCUUUGUUUUUAGAAUCGUGUAACAUUUCCAAUCUUAUUCUUGCUCUUUUUCCUUGCCAAAUGUAUUUUGACAUUUUAUUUAGCUCCUCAAAGUAUUUCUUUUCUAACUUUAUUGGAAUUGUUUGGAACAAAAAUAAUCUCUGCAAGAUAUUCAUUUUUAUUGUAGCUAUUCUUUCUAUCAUUGAUAAUUGCAAAUUUUUCCGUUUCUCCAGAUCUAGUUUAAUUUGUUGCAAAACUUAUACUGUUCCUUCUUUAAUAGUUGUACAUCUUGCUGUUUAUUGAAUUCCUAAGUAUUUUACUUUCUUAACUAUCUGAAUAUCUGUCUUCAUCAAUUCGUUGUUGUUUAUCUGUAACAUUUCUGACUAAUAUCUUGUUUUUUCUUUAUUUUCAAUCCUGCAACUUCACCAUAUUCUUCCUUUUUUUUUUAUUAAUUUGGGUCCAGUUUCUUGUGAUUCUUCUAGAAUAAAUACCAGGUCAUCUGCAAAUGCCUGUAAUUUGUUUUUUUCUUUUUUAAAUUCCAUACCUUUUAUUUCUGAAUCUUCUCUAAUGUUUUUCUGUUUAGCACUUCUAAUGUUAAUAUAAAUAGUAAAAGGGACAUCCUUGUCUUUGCCUUUCCUUAUAUUAAAGUUCUCUGUCAUGUCCCCAUUAACCAUCACCUUUACAAUUUGUUUAGAAUAUAUUGCCUUAAUCAUAUUAGUAAUUUUUUCACCAAAGUCCAUAUAUUUUAAUUGUAGUAACAUAAAUUGUCACUUCACAUUGUCAAAUGCUUUCUGUGCAUCUAAAAAUAUCAACGGCAUUUGUUUUUGUUUUUUUUGGAAUGUACUUCCUAAUACUCCAACAUAUUCAAGAUAAUUUUCAUAUAAUUUUUAAUUUCUCUUUAAGGUAAAAAAUCAUUCUGGUCUGAGUAUAUAAAUUUAUUCAAGAAUCUUUUUAGUCUCUGCUACUAUUGAAACAUAUAUUUUAUAGUCUAAAUUUAAUAAUGAUAUUGGCCUAUAAUUUUUUAUCUACUGAAUUUUCUUUCAGUAUUAAAGUGAUAUUUGCUUCCAUCCACGUAUUUGGUAUCUUGGCUUCUAAUAAUACUUCAUUGUAAACCUCCAACAUUGAAAAGCCUAAAGUGUCUUGUAGAUUCAGCGGUUUCUGCUUUUACCUCCCCAGGCAGCUGUAAGAAUCAGUGGGGCCUACUCAUGAACAAACAACUUAAUGAAUACUCUCCACAUAUAUAGCUACUUAAAAUUGAGCCUUAAAAGAGUGAAAUAGUCAAAAUAUUGUUAUUGCCAUAUAGAAUGUGUACUGAAUAAAUAUACUUAACAGGAGAAAAUCUUAA